AUGCGCCGUGCUGUGGCUGCCGCACCACGGCUCCUCGCUCAGCGAUCCCUGGGCCUUGCGCGCCCAAGACCAACAUUUGCAACACAGUGCUUCUCGUCCUCUGCCCUGCGCAGACAAGAAGAAAGAAAAUGGUCCACACCACUAGCCAAGCAGCUCUUCGAAGCAAUCUCUACAACGGGAACAGUUCCGUUGGCAAGCUUCAUGCGCAUGUGCCUGACCGGUGAUGUGGGAGGCUACUACACCGGCGCCAUUGGGGAGGGAAGGGACCAGUUUGGUGUCAAGGGGGAUUUUGUGACAUCGCCUGAAAUCUCGCAAGUUUUUGGCGAAUUGAUUGGCAUUUGGUUCAUCGCAGAAUGGAUGAGCCAAGGCCGGCCCAAAGAUGGGGUCCAGCUGAUUGAAGUUGGGCCUGGAAGAGGAACUUUGAUGGACGAUAUGCUCCGAACCAUUUCUCGAUUUCCAGCCAUGGCUAACAGCAUAGAAGCCGUCUACAUGGUUGAAGCCAGUCCGGAGCUGAGGUCCGCCCAGAAAGAUUUACUCUGCGGCGAAGGGACACCUACGACGGAGUCCAAAGCUGGUUACCACAGCACAGGGAAAUACAACAAUCUUCCGAUUGUCUGGACCCAGACUAUCAAGUCUGUUCCCAUGGAAUCAAGCCAGACCCCAUUCAUCAUUGCGCAUGAAUUCUUUGAUGCACUGCCCAUACAUAGUUUCCAGUCCGCCAGGGUUGCCUUUAAACCACCGCCGCCAAGGAUCCCCGGCAGCCCAGCACCGCCGGCUCCCGCUGCACCAGACGCCCACACGGCCCCCAAGAUGGAAUGGCGCGAGAUGAUGGUAUCGCCCACCGCACCGGGAGCCAGCAACGCCGCGUCGUCUUCAUCCAACUACCGAUUCGAUCCGACCGAUGCGCCUGCGGAAUUCGAGCUCUCGCUCUCCUCCGGCACCACGCGGCACUCCCGCUACGUGCCCGAAUCCUCGCCUCGCUACCGCAAGCUCAAGCAGAUUGAAGGCUCCAUCGUCGAGGUGUGCCCCGACGCCGCGCUCUACGCCGCCGACUUUGCCGCCCGCAUCGGCGGCACUGAAAAGCACCCCAAGGCGUCCCCGCGUGGCGCGGCCCUGAUCCUCGACUACGGCCCCGCGGCCACCAUCCCCAUCAACUCCCUGCGCGGCAUCCGUCAGCACAAAAUCGUCAACCCCUUUUCCGCGCCCGGCCUCGUCGACCUCAGUGCCGACGUCGACUUUACUGCCCUCGCCGAGGCCGCCACCCUCGCGAGCGACGGCGUCGAGGUGCACGGCCCCAUCCAGCAGGCCGACUUUCUGGAGCUCAUGGGCAUCAAGGAGCGCGCGGCCGCGCUGGCCAAGAGCCCGGGCGCGAGCAAGGAGACGGCCGACGCUAUCGACAAGGCGUGCAAGCGCCUGGUGGACCGCGGACCGAGCGGCAUGGGCAAGGUGUAUAAGGCACUGGCGAUAUUACCGGAGAAUGAUGGCCAGCGUCGGCCGGUGGGGUUUGGCGGCGACGUGAGCAGCUGA
Cordyceps militaris CM01 is the source of this 1527-nucleotide messenger RNA. RefSeq names its product DUF185 domain protein. Gene Ontology annotation, biological process: mitochondrial respiratory chain complex I assembly. Gene Ontology annotation, cellular component: mitochondrion. The coding region runs from base 1 to 1527 and encodes 508 amino acids. Lineage: Eukaryota; Fungi; Ascomycota; Sordariomycetes; Hypocreales; Cordycipitaceae. The record is from RefSeq and is a predicted model, not a curated record. The transcript has 4 exons. Gene Ontology annotation, molecular function: protein-arginine omega-N symmetric methyltransferase activity.